Messenger RNA from Leishmania braziliensis MHOM/BR/75/M2904, 1101 nucleotides. Its product is annotated as putative 2-oxoisovalerate dehydrogenase beta subunit,mitochondrial precursor. Gene Ontology annotation, biological process: branched-chain amino acid catabolic process; response to nutrient. The transcript has a single exon. The record is from RefSeq and is a predicted model, not a curated record. The coding region runs from base 1 to 1101 and encodes 366 amino acids. NCBI's taxonomy places the organism in Eukaryota, Euglenozoa, Kinetoplastea, Trypanosomatida, Trypanosomatidae. Gene Ontology annotation, molecular function: catalytic activity.
AUGCGUCGCCUCUUCGCUGUCUCUGCCACUGCGGCUGUCGCAGCGAGAUCUGCGGUGGCCAAGCGACAUGGCAGCGUCCAACCGAGCGAGUUCGAAUUCGUGCCCGUUUGUGGUGAGGAAGAGGCGAAGCGUAACGGCGUCAGGAUGAACCUGUUCCAGGCAAUUAACUCGGGUCUUGAUCACGCACUCUCCAAGGAGAGGACGGUACUUCUCGGUGAAGACGUCGCGUUUGGCGGCGUUUUCCGUUGCACGCUUGAUCUGCGGAAGAAGUAUGGCCCCCAGAAGGUGUUUGAUUCGCCUCUCACGGAGCAGGGGAUCAUCGGCUUUGCGGUCGGCAUGGCUGCUGUCGGCUGGCACCCCAUCGCCGAGGUACAAUUCGCGGAUUACAUCUUCCCAGCCUUUGACCAGAUUGUGAACGAGGCUGCCAAGUACCGUUUUCGCACAGGUGGCAGUUUUCACUGCGGCAUGCUGAUUCGCACCCCGUGCUCUGCGGUGGGCCAUGGUGGCAUUUACCAUUCACAAAGCGUUGAGGGCUACUUUAAUCACUGCCCUGGGUUGAAGAUCGUCAUGCCGUCAUCCCCGUCGGAGGCAAAGGGGCUGCUGCUUAAGUGUGUUGAAGAGAACGACCCCUGCAUCUUCUUUGAGCCCAAGAUUCUCUACCGCAGCGCGGUCGAGGAGGUGAACCCGGACUACUACACUCUGCCGCUGGGCAAGGGCCGAGUUCUCGUGGAGGGGCGUGACGUAACAAUGGUCACCUACGGUUCUCAAGUGUACGUGGCGGCCAAGGCGGCAGAGAUGGCGCGCAAGGAAGGCAUAUCCGUGGAGCUCAUUGACCUUCGCAGCUUGCUACCGUGGGACCGCCAGCUGGUGGCGGACUCGGUGAAGAAGACGGGUAAGGUGAUUGUCACGCAUGAGGCACCAAAGACGAGUGGGUACGGUGCGGAGCUGGUGUCUAGCAUAAUAGAGGAUUGCUUCCUUUCACUCGAGGCCCCUCCGACGCGCGUGUGCGGCUUGGACACACCAUUCCCUUUGCACGAGCGCCUCUACCUGCCGAACGAGCUGAAGCUACUGGACGCUAUCAAGUCUGUGGUGCACUUUUGA